AUGGCAACUAUUUGCACUGACAUCUCUAUAAAUGCAUCUAAUGGACAGUAUCUUCAACAAAUGGACGUGAAGAAUGUUAUUCUCUAUGUUGCUUCUAAUGGGAAGUAUCUUCAUCAAAUGGAUAUGAAAAAUGUUAUUCUCUAUGAUGACCUAAUUGAAGGGUGUGUGCAAGCUCAAGUACCACUCUACCUGGAUUCUCCUAUACUAUGCACCAGUAUGAUUCUUCUCUGUAAAUUUAUAUCACAUCUAUGGGAAUUAUACGGGCUCUUUUGUAUGUCGGUGAUAUGGUUAUUAUUGAUUUUGACUUUAGAUCAUGCAGGUUCUUCUCUACGUUGA
Molecule: messenger RNA, 336 nt
Organism: Vicia faba (fava bean)
Lineage: Eukaryota; Viridiplantae; Streptophyta; Magnoliopsida; Fabales; Fabaceae
Source: the annotation of a GenBank genome assembly